Molecule: messenger RNA, 906 nt
Organism: Kuraishia capsulata CBS 1993
Lineage: Eukaryota; Fungi; Ascomycota; Pichiomycetes; Pichiales; Pichiaceae
Exons: 1
Coding region: 1-906 (301 amino acids)
Source: RefSeq, a predicted model, not a curated record
AUGACAGACGAUAUGCAAUAUGCUUACAUGCGCCGGGUAGCAUACAAUCUCAAACUGCCCAAGCUAAAGGUGGUGAGGAGAGCACGGACGGAGGGCGAGAUGGCGGGUGCAAAGAGCAAGUUCGACAUCGCAAAAUUGGCACGUGAGCGUGUUGAGAAAGCCCGUAUGGAAAUGAAGGUGGAAGAUAUCGAUCCGGUGUCGCCAACUCCAGUUGCAGUGCCGACGGUUGCAGAAUCACGUCAAUACCGCACUCCAAAACCGGGCCAAAACCAUGGACAAAAUCAAAACCAAAAUCAAAUUCAGGAUACCAAUCAGAAUGAGGAUCGAAAUUUUGAAAAGAAUCCGGUGAUGUCAUUAAAGGUCUCCUUCCCAAUCCCCACCGUCAAAGAUACCAGUUCGGCUGCAAAAUCGCCUUUACCGUUGGCCCUACAGGCGCCAAGGCGGCGAGGGCGGCCUACAGACAAAGAAAGGGAGGAACGAAGAAGACUGGAGCUGGAAUAUCAAGUGCAAAAACCCAAAAGGGAAAAGCUGAUGGAGCGAAAAAGAGCGGAGGAAAUAAAGCAAAUCCCUGAUCUACUGACCGAUAUGGAUUUCGUCAGCACUAGCCUUGGAAGGAGUCUUAGUGAGAUGAAGAACUACAGAAUCACUGAAUCUAAAGCCGGGUUAUAUGUGAACAGACUGCGAACCAAAAGAGGUGCUGAGGAAGUGGAUCGGUUCACGGUUCUUGCCGACGAGCCAGUUAGAUCAGAUCAGGCUUGGUUGGCUAAUGCUGCUACAGUCAGUGAUCAUCUCGCUGCAUAUCGAACUGUGUGGAAGCUCCUUGACGCUAAGCAGAAGGGGGAGAAAUUCUCAAGAGUUACGAGUUCAAGCGAUGAAGAUCCAAAUAAAAAGGCUCGCUUACGAUGA